AUGUGGCAACCCGUCCCUCUCCCCUACAUAACCGACAAGCACCCCGUCACCCUACCCACCCCCUCCGAGAUCCGCGCCUGCACCGAUGUCUUGGACACACGAAGACGGCUGGGGAGAGUCGUCGCGAUCGACGACCGCGUGGUCGUCAAAUUCGGGAAUGUCGCUGAGGGCCAGGCGUUGGUUUAUCUGGAGCGAUACGUUCCUGAGGUGCGUGCGCCGAGACUGUACGCUAUGUACUAUGAUGAAGGCCGGGUUUUGUUGGUGAUGGAGAGGGUUCAGGGGGUGCAGCUGGAGGAGGUUUGGGGGGUCCUGAGCGAGGGGGAGAAGGAUGGGGUGGUGGAGCAGUUGGGGCAGAUUUUGAGGAGGUUGAGAGGUGCUGAGUGUCCCUGGGACGGGGGGUUCCUAGGGGGUGUGGAUGGGGGUGGCGUGCGGCAUGAUCUGUUCGUUAGUGAGCGGGAGGGGGAUCACUGGAAGCAUCUGGGUCCUUUCCGGGAUGAGCGCGCGUUCGUCGAGGCGCUCGCGGGGAACUAUCGCGCGCAUGUCUCGAGGAACGGACAUUCUGGUUUCAAGGCGGGGUUUUGGCAGAGGCAUCUUGGGGAUGUGAUCAGGGGGCAUCGGACGGUGCUGACGCAUGGGGAUCUGCAUCGACGGAAUAUUUUGCUCGUCGAGAAGAGGAGGUGUGAGCGUACUGGGGAGAGGGUUUUCGAGGUCGUGCUGGUCGAUUGGGAGAGCGCGGGCUGGGGACCGGAGUUUUGGGAGUGUUUCUGUGCGUCUGUGUUUUUUCGGGUGGAUGGGUGGGACGAUGAGUGGUGUUUGAGGGUUGGGGAGUUUGCGGGUGUGUAUCUUGCGGAGGCGGCGGUCAUGAGGGAGUUUCAUAGGGAUUUCUUGGGGUGGUGA
This is a messenger RNA of Zasmidium cellare ATCC 36951, 897 nucleotides long. RefSeq lists its product as uncharacterized. The coding region runs from base 1 to 897 and encodes 298 amino acids. The record is from RefSeq and is a predicted model, not a curated record. The transcript has a single exon. Lineage: Eukaryota; Fungi; Ascomycota; Dothideomycetes; Mycosphaerellales; Mycosphaerellaceae.